CGAGGCAAGAGCCGUUUCGUUGUGCCACGUCAUCUUCUCCUCUCUUCUUGCACACUCCUCGCGAAGCAAUAGCACACGACCAGUACCAAACUGUUUCUCCAUUCAAUUCCAUUUCUCUUCUUCUGAAAUCUAGGGCGCAAAAUCUACGCUCAAAAUAUCUAUCUACCAUUAUCCAAUCUCUGCAAUCAUGAAUAUCUUCAGAUUCGCCGGCGAUAUGACUCACUUGAUUAGUGUAUUGGUUCUCCUCCUCAAAAUCUACGCCACCAAGUCGUGCUCUGGGAUCUCACUUAAAACUCAAGAGCUGUACGCACUGGUGUUUUUGAGUCGGUACUUGGAUCUAUUCACGAACUAUAUCUCCCUGUACAACACUUUGAUGAAGUUGGUCUUCAUUGGAAGCUCUCUGGCAAUUGUAUGGUGCAUGAGGAUGCAUCAUGCUGUUAAGCGUUCUUAUGAUAAAGAGGUUGACACUUUCCGGCAUUACUAUCUCGUCUUGGCAUGCUUUGUGUUGGCAACUCUUGUGAAUGAGCAGUUCACACUUCGAGAGGUGUGCUGGGCAUUUUCAAUAUACUUGGAGGCAGUGGCGAUUCUUCCGCAAUUAGUUUUGCUUCAAAGAAGUGGAAAUGUGGACAAUUUGACAGGGCAAUAUGUUUUCUUUCUUGGGGCCUAUCGUGCUUUCUACAUCCUUAACUGGAUAUACCGCUACUUCACGGAACAGUAUUUUACUCGAUGGAUAGCUUGCAUCGCUGGUAUUGUCCAGACAGCGCUAUAUGCAGAUUUUUUCUAUUACUACUUUAUCAGCUGGAAAAACAAUGCAAAGCUCCAGUUACCAGCUUGAGCGCUGCAGCAUCAUCUUGAAAAUCCUCAUGAUUAUUGAGCUGAAUCCGUUCUCAAGUGUAUACACAUGGUUUUUUUAGACUUGUCUACCAGUUGAUCUGUUUAUAUAUGUUGUAGGAUUGGCAUGGCAUUCCCAUCUACACAUCCUUGAGGAGAGGCCUGUGGGCAAAUUAAGCAUCCGUGUCCAGGACCCCAAGUCAGGUUAUAGUUUUGAACUUGGGUCAAUCCUUCCAUCACUAUAGCUUGUAAAGAUGGCGUUGGUUGAACAGAAAUGCUGAUUUUACUGACGUAGGCUUGACGUUUAGACAAUUAACCAAGUUGAUUGUGAUAACUGUUUGUAAAUGUGGAAGGUUGCAAGUUUUAGUUCUCA
This is a messenger RNA of Tripterygium wilfordii, 1204 nucleotides long. RefSeq names its product ER lumen protein-retaining receptor A. The transcript is spliced from 6 exons. Gene Ontology annotation, cellular component: cis-Golgi network; endoplasmic reticulum; membrane. The coding region runs from base 188 to 835 and encodes 215 amino acids. Lineage: Eukaryota; Viridiplantae; Streptophyta; Magnoliopsida; Celastrales; Celastraceae. Gene Ontology annotation, molecular function: ER lumen protein retrieval receptor activity. Gene Ontology annotation, biological process: endoplasmic reticulum to Golgi vesicle-mediated transport; protein retention in ER lumen. The record is from RefSeq and is a predicted model, not a curated record.